AUGAAAUGGAGUAAUGUCAAUAGCAAUGAUUCAGAAGUCGUCAAGCAGUCAUUGGUUGUAUCGAAGUCUUGCGGGGCAUCCCAGCAAACUUCAGAUAUUACUGUUCAGGUGGGCCCUGCUGGUACUAUCAAGGCUACCAAGGAUUCCAGUACCGCAAUCCAGAAUCUAGCAUCCUACAUGACUAAUGCUGCCUCAUGUGGCACUACCAUACUUCUGUCAAAGGCUGGCGACUCUGUGGCUGCGCUUUAUGCCGGUGCAGAUGUCUAUCAAAGCGAUGUUGGACCAUACCUUCUCAACUUCAAGAAGCAAUUUAAAGCUGGAUCCCAGAUAAUCCAAUCCUGCGACUCAAGCUCGAAGCGAGAUAAUACCAUUGGUGUUUAUAUUGUGAACUCAUUGGAUGAUCUAGAAGGUAUCGAUCGCGCCUUGCAGACAUGGUCCAAGGGUAGCUGCCUUGACUCUGACGGUCAUGACUUGAUCCAAUCAAAGACCACCAUGCUUGGUGUCUCUGAAGUCAGCAAGCGAUCAGAUAUCUCCUCAUCGCUCGAAGGUUUCCUAGCCCCUCGUGCUGAAGACAAUUUCGACAAGUACAACACCGGUACUGAUCUUUGCAAGAAUUUGAAAGUUAAGCAGCGUGUCUGCUGCUCAGCGGGAUCUCUGCCAGAUAUCAUCCCUAAGAAGCAGUCAGAUGGCACUUGUGGCACUUAUACUAUCCAGACGAACGACAACUGUGCUGAAAUUGCGGCUCAUUUUGGUGUUACACAAGAUGAUAUCUAUGACCUCAACGAAGACACUUGGGGGUGGGCUGGCUGUGGCACGAACGAUCUCAAAGCAGAUCAAGUCAUCUGUUUGAGUGAAGGCAAUACUCCUAUGCCGUCUCCAUUGAGUAAUGCUGUUUGUGGUCCUCAAAUGCCUGAUGAAUUCUGUACCGAGUCACCCGCCAGGACAAAAGCCCCAGGGGCCUUUCAAAGUGGCAAAAAUGGAUGCAUCUCAAACUGUGGCACAUACAUCGUCAACAAUGAUGACGCUCCAGAAAAUUUCUACCAUGUUGCUUAUUUUGAAGUCUUCAACCUCAAGCGCGAAUGUCUGAACAUGGACGUCAAUGAAAUCAGCGAUACAUCCUUGACCCAUGUGCACUUCGCUUUUGCUGGAUUGACUGCUGAUUUUGAUGUUUCCUUUGACAACGAUGAGUACAAAGCGCAGUUUGAAAAAUUCGUCAAAAAUGAUGCAUCCUAUAAAAGGAUUCUUUCGUUUGGAGGUUGGGCUGAGUCAACAUCCGCCUCAACUUUUCAGCGUUACCGUGAUGCCGUCAAGUCUGGAAAUCGUGAGAAGUUCGCUAAGAACAUCAAGGCAUUCUUCGAGAAAUAUGAUGGACUAGACGGUAUCGACUUUGAUUGGGAGUAUCCUGGAGCCACUGAUAUCCCUGGCGUACCUGCAGGUUCUGACAGUGACGACGACAAUUACCUUGGUUUCUUGAAGUUGAUGAAGAGCACUAUUGGUGAUAAGUCCCUUUCAAUUGCUCUACCUGCUUCAUAUUGGUACUUGAAGACAUUCCCAAUCGCUAAAAUGUCUGACUAUGUUUCAUACUUCAUCUACAUGACUUAUGACCUUCAUGGCCAAUGGGAUUAUAAUAAUGCCUACGCAGAUGUGGGCUGCCCCAGCGGAGACUGUCUUCGAUCGCAUGUCAACAAGACCGAGACUAUAAACUCUCUUGCGAUGAUCACCAAGGCUGGUGUGCCUGCAAGCAAAAUCUUUGUUGGAGUUUCAAGCUACGGCCGUAGCUUUGGUAUGGUCGACCCAACCUGCACUGGUCCUAUGUGCAAAUACGGUGGCGCUUUUGAUGUUUCCACUGCCGAGGCUGGAAGUUGUACCAACACUUCUGGCUACAUCUCAAACGCCGAGCUUAAUCUCAUCAUGCAGGGUGUGGACUCGGGUGCUAGUAAUUACAAGGGCCGCACGUGGUAUGAUGAGGAUUCCGCUUCAGACGUAAUGAUUUACGGUACUAAAGGCGAAAUCACUACUUGGGUGGCAUAUAUGUCAGAUGACACCAAGGAGGCACGUAUUGAUUGGAUCAAAGGACUCAACUUUGGAGGCGUCACUGAUUGGGCUAUCGACCUUCAAGAAUUGAACUUGGGUGUUGACCCCGACUCCGAUGAAGCUCAGGACCUUGAUCUUCCCGCUCUACCUACGGGAUGUUCUUCUGCCAAUUGGCCGGACAAUCUGGAGGACUUGAGGAACAAAAUUGAUAAGAUUGAUUUAGGCUGUCGGGCCCAGGCUGUUGUUUGGGUUUUGAUCAAAAUUCUUCCUGACAUCCUGGACAACUAUCAAAGUGCAGCUGACAAUUAUGAUGAAUACUUCAAAUACUAUGCCGAAUGGGUCAGAAACGGCAUCGAUGAUUCAUUACCACUCUUUAUGUGGAGUGAUGGACAAAAUUACAUGGACUGCAAAUGGUCAUCUACAUCGGAUGGCAGUGGCGAUGCGGCCUGUACAGAAAUGCACGUCCCAGAAGGACAACCAGGACAAGGUGAAGUCAGUAUCACAUAUACAGUACGUGAUGAAGAUGGCUUUUAUAAAGCCCUUCAAGCCGACUAUGGAAUUGAGAAGGACUGGAUUGUGUGGAAAGACAUAUACGCAGACCCUGAGAAUUCUCUUACCUGUCCUCCUUGUCCUAACCUUACUAAAGACUGCAAACCUUGCACUGGCCAUGGUGUGACUUACCACAACUGGCCAGUAAAGGCUGCGGACGAUGACAUCGAUGUUCCUAAUCUCAAGGACAUCAUCGACACUGCAGUACCUAACAUCACGACACUUCAAGAUGUCAUUCUCGGGAGUUUCAUAGAGAUGCGUAUCGGGGCCAUGGAUGCCUCGGACGAAGACGUCGCUACCGCGCUCAGUAUGCCCGUUUUUAUGAUUGCAGACACAACUGAACAAAUGAAGAACAUCACGAAAAUCGGCAAAGAACAGGAAAAAGCUGAUGAUGAAGCUAAAGUCAGUUUCAUCUUAGACAUUGUCAGCAUUGUUCUUAUGAUCAUUCCGUUCGCUGGAGAGGCAGUCGAUGCGAUUGGUGGCGUGGCGAACGUUGCCCGUGCGGCUUAUGUUGUCGGCGAGGCUGGCAAUGCAGCUCUUUCUGUCUAUGAUAUUGUGAAGAAUCCAUCUUCAGCUCCCUUCGCCAUCCUUGGUCUAGUCAUGGGAGCUGAUGCCUCAGUUGUUGGCAAGGCUAGCAAGACGACUUUCACCAAAGCUGCCGCUUUCCGGAAUGCGCUGACCGAGGAUACUCUGAGCUCCUUCAGCAAAGAGUUCCGGGCGAACGAUGCGAUUGUACAGGAUAUUGUUAAAGCUUGUAAAAGGGCUUGA
This is a messenger RNA of Penicillium expansum, 3351 nucleotides long. Its product is annotated as Peptidoglycan-binding Lysin subgroup. Lineage: Eukaryota; Fungi; Ascomycota; Eurotiomycetes; Eurotiales; Aspergillaceae. The transcript has 5 exons. The record is from RefSeq and is a predicted model, not a curated record. Gene Ontology annotation, biological process: carbohydrate metabolic process. The coding region runs from base 1 to 3351 and encodes 1116 amino acids. Gene Ontology annotation, molecular function: chitin binding; hydrolase activity, hydrolyzing O-glycosyl compounds.